GCCGCCGCUCCCGCCCCUGCCGCCGCCUCUCCUGCCCGUCCGGCGGCUGAGGCGCACUCGGGACCCGGCGGCGGGCAGAGCGCGAGGCAGCGGGCGAGCCCGCGGGACCCCAGCGGACGACGCUCCUUCCUCCUCCUACCCCCCCUCCGCCCCGGCUCCAUUAGUGGCUCCAGCGCCCCGCAGGCGGCGCGUCCCGCCGGAGGGGGGAGGAGCGCGCGCCGCUGGCGGGGAGCGGAGCGGAGCCCGUGUGCACGGCGGAAAGGCAGCGGCGGGGGGCAUGGGGCACCCACGGCGCCAGCAGCCGGAGCGCGGCCAGCAGCAGUCGUAGCAUCAGAUAUCUCCAUUUUACUGAUAUCAGAAAAAAAUACUCAAUUUGGCAUCCUUUGGGAAUCCUUCUAGCCAAAGAUAAAAGAAAUUUCUCUGGAUUAACACUGAAUGGAAUGUGUGUGAACUGAAGGAAAUGUUUUAAGAUUGUUCUCCGGACAGAAGUUGUACAAAAAUGGUAUACUGAAGUUUCUGCUUGCACUUCUGGGAAGACUGUAUCUGUAUUUUGUAUUGCAGUUUAUUGGCCGAUAAAUGACAAUGUAAUAACAGAAGUAACAGUAAAUUUAUGCAAUAGUAACAGUUUCCCUUGCACUGACUGGACAUGAGUGAUCAAAGGUCUUUGCAAGAAGAUAAGCACAAAGUUAGCAGAACUUCCUCAAAGUUCAGGGACUCUUCAAGAACCAUGCAAUCUGAUGAUUAUUUUGCUAGAAAACUUAAAGCCUUGAAUGGUAGCAUGGGUCCUCCUGUUUCUUCAAAUCCAUCUAGCAAAAGUGAAAAUAGUCAAACAAAUGGUACACCAGCUGUGCCUAAAAUGGGUGUUCGAGCAAGGGUAUCUGAAUGGCCUCCAAAAAAGGAUUGCUCUAAAGAGCUGAGUAAAGCUGCUUGGGAAAACAGACCUCCAACAAGUUACGAAGGUGUUGGCUCAGUACUUCCAAAUGGACAAAAUGACCAAAGUGAUGGACAGCAAGAAGAGCUAGAAUUGGAAUUUACUGAGGGAAAAUAUUCAAUUGGAGAUCUUUUUGUUCAUUCACCUCAAAGAGGACUUCAUCCCAUAAGGCAAAGAAGCAACAGUGAUGUGACAAUAAGUGACAUUGAUGCUGAAGAUGUGUUAGACCAGAAUGCUGUUAACCCAAAUACUGGAGCAGCUCUUCAUAGAGAAUAUGGCAGUACCUCUUCGAUUGACAGACAGGGUUUGUCUGGAGAAAAUUUUUUUGCAAUGCUGAGAGGAUACCGAGUGGAGAAUUUUGAACAUAAAACCCUUGCUCCAUUUGGAUUUCCUGAGUUUUUCCACUGUGAUCCUACAGUUUCUCCAAGUCUCCAUGCUGCUGCACAGAUUUCCAGGGGAGAAUUUGUCAGGAUUUCUGGCUUGGAUUAUAUGGAUAGUGCCCUACUUAUUGGUCGAGACAGGGAGAAAUCUUUCAAGAGGAGGUUAAAAUCAGAAGCCGUAGAAACAUCUCUAUUUAGGAAAUUGCGAACAGUUAAAAGCGAGCAUGAAACUUUUAAGUUUUCAUCUGAUCUGGAUGACAGACUUGACAGAAGUAUUCGUUCUUGGAACUGCCAGAAAUGUUUUGCACAUUAUGAUGUUCAGAGUGUUUUGUUUAAUAUAAAUGAAGCAAUGGCUACCAGAGUAAAUGUAGGAAAAAGAAAAAAUAUAACCACUGGGGCUUCAGCUGCAUCACAAACUCAGAUGCCAGCAGGCCAAACGGGAAACUGUGAAUCUCCCUUGGGAAGCAAAGAGGACCUCAAUUCAAAAGAGAAUUUAGAUGCUGAUGAGGGUGAUGGGAAAAGCAAUGAUUUAGUAUUGAGUUGCCCAUACUUCAGGAACGAAACUGGUGGGGAAGGAGACAGACGGAUUGCACUUUCUAGGGCAAAUUCAGCAUCUUUUUCUUCAGGUGAAAGUUGUUCUUUUGAGUCUUCUCUGAGUUCCCAUUGCACAAAUGCUGGUGUUUCAGUACUGGAAGUACCAAGAGAAAACCAGUCCAUUCACAGAGAAAAAGUGAAGCGUUACAUCAUAGAACACAUUGAUCUUGGAGCAUAUUAUUACCGCAAGUUCUUCUAUGGAAAAGAUCAUCAGAACUACUUUGGAAUAGAUGAAAAUCUUGGACCUGUAGCAGUCAGUAUCCGAAGGGAGAAGGUUGAAGAUGCCAAGGAGAAAGAAGGAUCUCAGUUCAACUAUCGCAUAGUUUUCAGGACAAGUGAGCUUACUACACUCAGAGGAGCAAUUUUAGAAGAUGCUAUACCAUCUACUGCUCGGCAUGGCACAGCAAGAGGUUUGCCACUCAAAGAGGUACUAGAGUAUGUAAUACCAGAGCUGAGCAUUCAGUGCCUGAGGCAGGCAUCCAACUCCCCCAAAGUACCUGAACAGCUGCUUAAACUGGAUGAACAAGGGCUGAGUUUUCAACAUAAGAUUGGUAUCUUGUACUGCAAAGCAGGCCAAAGCACGGAGGAAGAAAUGUAUAACAAUGAGAUGGCAGGACCAGCUUUCGAAGAGUUCCUUGAUCUGCUGGGCCAGAGAGUACGACUAAAAGGAUUUAGUAAAUAUAGGGCUCAGCUAGAUAAUAAAACUGAUUCAACAGGAACACAUUCCCUCUAUACUACCUAUAAAGAUUAUGAGUUAAUGUUUCAUGUAUCAACAAUGCUUCCAUACAUGCCCAGUAACAGGCAACAGCUGCUAAGGAAAAGGCAUAUAGGAAAUGACAUAGUUACCAUUGUCUUCCAAGAGCCAGGAGCACUUCCUUUUACUCCAAAAAAUAUUCGUUCCCACUUUCAACAUGUAUUUGUCAUAGUCAAAGUGCAUAAUCCUUGCACUGAAAAUGUGUGCUAUAGUGUUGGUGUUUCACGAUCAAAAGAUGUACCUCCAUUCGGUCCACCCAUUCCCAAAGGAGUAACUUUCCCCAAAUCAGCAGUCUUUAGGGACUUCCUUUUGGCCAAAGUUAUUAAUGCUGAAAAUGCAGCACAUAAGUCUGAAAAAUUUCGAGCCAUGGCCACAAGGACACGUCAAGAAUACUUGAAAGAUCUGGCAGAAAAUUUUGUUACCACAGCCACAGUGGAUACUUCAGCAAAGUUUAGCUUUAUUACUUUAGGGGCAAAAAAAAAGGAAAAAGUGAAACCAAGGAAAGAUGCACAUCUGUUCAGUGUUGGAGCAAUUACGUGGAAUGUGAUUGCACGAGAUUUUGGGCAGUCUGCUGACAUUGAGUGUCUCCUUGGAAUCUCCAAUGAGUUUAUCAUGUUGAUUGAAAAGGAAUCAAGAAAUGUCGUGUUUAACUGCUCCUGCAGAGAUGUUAUUGGAUGGACAUCUGGAUUAAUGAGCAUCAAAAUAUUUUAUGAAAGAGGAGAAUGUAUUCUGCUGUCUGCAGCAGAUAAUUGUACUGAAGACAUCAGAGAAAUUGUUCAAAGACUGGAGAUAGUGACCAGAGGAUGUGAAACCACGGAAAUGACCCUCCGGAGGAAUGGGUUGGGUCAACUUGGAUUCCAUGUGAACUUUGAAGGAAUAGUGGCAGAUGUGGAGCCCUUUGGUUUUGCAUGGAAGGCAGGCCUACGGCAAGGGAGCCGUUUGGUUGAGAUCUGUAAAGUGGCUGUGGCAACUUUGACUCAUGAACAAAUGAUUGACCUUUUACGUACAUCUGUGACAGUAAAAGUGGUGAUUAUUCAACCACAUGAGGAUGGAGCACCUAGAAGGGGUUGUUCAGAACUUUGUCGUAUCCCCAUGGUGGAAUACAAACUUGACAGUGAAGGCACCCCAUGUGAGUAUAAAACCCCUUUCAGAAGAAAUACCACUUGGCAUCGGGUGCCGACUCCCGCUGGGCAGCCUCUCUCUCGUGCCUCUCCAAUCCUAGGAACAUCUGACAGACUGCAGUGCCAGCAGCUUCUCCAGCAGGCUCAGACUGCCAUUCCUCGCAGCACUUCCUUUGAUAGAAAACUGCCAGAUGGUGCAAGAAGUUCUCCAAGCAACCAGUCCUCCUCCAGUGACCCAGGACCCAGCGGGAGCAGCCAGUGGAGACAGCAAGUGGGAUAUGAUGGGUGCCAGUCCCCUUUGCUCCAUGAACACCACCAAGGUUCGGGCUCACUGGAGUGUGAAGGAGGCAGAGAACGAGAGGAAACUUUGGAAGGAACUAGACAUUCUGAAACCAAGUGGCACACACCAUCGACCAAAGUCCUGAGCUCCUACAAAGACCGGGCUUUACAGAAGGAAGGCAGUGGCAAGGAGUCACCAAACAAACUUUCACAUAUUGGAGACAAAAGCUGUUCAAGCCACUCAAGCAGCAACACUCUAUCCAGUAAUACAUCCAGCAACAGUGAUGAAAAACACUUCGGUUCUGGAGACCUGAUGGAUCCUGAGCUGCUUGGAUUAACAUAUAUAAAGGGGGCUUCUACUGAUAGUGGAAUUGAUACAGCUCCCUGCAUGCCUGCUCCUCUCCUGGCCCCUUUGCACCUCACUGGCAGCAGGUCUGGAGUACAUUGUCGUACUGAGCAGUGGACUGAAUCUUCUGAAACUCCUGGGCCAGAUGAUGAUCCAGCUAAAAUAUAUGCUGUUCAUAGCUAUGCCUCUGCUAUUUCUGCCAGUCAUACAGCUGAAGGCAGUAUGGGAGACCUAAGUGAAAUCUCCUCUCAUUCCAGUGGGUCACAUCACUCGGGAAGCCCAUCAACACAUUGCUCCAAAAAGAGUGGCUCCUUGGAUACCUCCAAAGUCUAUAUAGUGUCACAGAAUAGUAGUCAACAGAUUUCUGGGUCAGCUUCAAAACCGUACCACAGACAAGGAGCAGUGAGUAAAUAUGUAAUUGGAUGGAAAAAAUCAGAAGGAAGUCCUACACCUGAAGAGUCUGAAGUUUCUGAAUGCCAUGAAGUAUAUGAUGAUAUUGACACUGUGUCUGCAUUGAGUCCACUCCAAACUUCGGUCCGGAAUGCCAUUGUUGAGAGCCAGCAAGUCUUGUCCAAAGAAGAUUUUCUGAAGUUGAUGCUACCAGACAGCCUCUCUAUGGAGGAGGGGAGAAGAAAGUUUUCAUUUUAUGGAAACCUUUCUCCACGGAGGACACUUUACCGUACCCUGUCUGAUGAGAGUAUAUGUAGCAAUCGAAGAGGAUCAUCAUACGCAAGCUCUCGAAGCUCAAUGCUAGAUCAGGCCUUACCAAAUGAUAUCUUGUUCAGCUCUACUCCACCAUAUCACAGCACAUUGCCUCCCAGAAUGAGCCUGACUCCUGGAAUGGGAAAUCUGAGAAAUGAAUUCUGGUUCUCAGAUGGGUCCUUAUCUGAUAAAGGCAAAUUCAAUGAUCCUGGCCUGAUGCCCCUGCCAGACACUGCCACAGGGCUAGACUGGUCCCACCUGGUAGAUGCUGCACGAGCGUUUGAAGAUCAGAGAGUAGCAUCUUUUUGCACCUUGACUGAUGUGCAGCAAGCUCAGGGCUUGGAAGGAACACAAGAGUUACCUUUGGAUGAGAGUCCCACAGAUGGAAAAGAUUUCCUGGAGGCUACUGGGGAACAUGCACCGAGUACUCUGACUGGGAAAGUAAAUCAACUAGAAGUCAUCCUCCGGCAACUACAAACUGAUCUGAGAAAGGAAAAACAGGACAAGGCAGUUCUCCAAGCAGAGGUACAGCAUCUGAGACAAGAUAACAUGAGACUUCAGGAGGAGUCUCAAACAGCAGCUGCUCAACUGAGGAAAUUUACAGAAUGGUUUUUCAAUACGAUAGACAAAAAAUCUUAAUGACUGGGCUCCUGGAAAAUACUUAUUUGAACAAUGUAACAACUGUAUUUUUUGAAUUAGCGGAGUAAUAAUUUCACUGUGUUCACAAUCCAUUUUAGGUGUUGCCGCUACAUUCUCUGUCCAGCUUUAUUUGUCUGAAAAGGAGAGAGAACUGUGGUAAUUUGUCUUUAAACUCAUAUGAAGAAAGCAGAGAAUAGCAGAUAUUUGUUUGUGUGCAGAUGAAUGUAAAAAAUCCUUAGUGUCAUUUUAGACAUUUUUAGAAGAUGCUCUGGCUGGGGCUUGCCUGAAGAGGAAUAUCUGGGGUUUUAGUUCCUGCAUUUCAGGUGCGCUGGUGAAGAUGUUAAAGCAAUUUACAUUAGCUUGGGCUUCAGUAUUGUAAGAUAAAAAGAAUAACCAGACAUAUACUUUAAUGUUUAAAAGGUGCUCUAUUUUUUUGGAUGUACAGUAGUUUUAUUUCCACAGUCCACAUUGUCAUAGCAAUAAGAAUGGAGGUAUAGUGAAUAGUCACAAUGCUGUGUUUAUAAAAUGUUAGCACUGAUGUGUUUAACACUAGUUUGGAUGCAGAUACAUUAGAGAUUAUUUAUUUGCAGGAACAAAUGGUGCCUGAAUAUAAACAGUGUUCUGAUUUUCUAAAAAUACACAUGCCUUGUAAAUGGCUCACUGGGGUUAGCCCACUCCCAACUUCAGUAACUUUUGUAUAGUUGAUGUUCAGCUAAACAGUUAUACUGCUUAACUAUUGAAAUCAUGUAUGGUGUGAGCCAGCCAAUCAAUUGUACAAUGCCAAAUUUCUUUAUCUUUGUACAGAAGCUUUGAUCAAGUGUCUUGUAUUUAACACCUUUAUUUAAGCUUAUUUAACCUUAAAUUGUUGUUUUUAUAAAGUUUGUUUUAUCUGCACUAUGGUGAGGUCAGUUGGUUGCAAGUGAUAGUAUUUCUAGCUUGCAAAGACUGUACUGAGGGGUUCUAGAAAAUUCUAACAAUUGGAUGCUGCUAGUACACAAUUGAUUUGUUUGUAUGCUUUAACAUUUUUAACUGUUUAAUUUCAAAUGAACAU
This is a messenger RNA of Colius striatus (speckled mousebird), 6797 nucleotides long. RefSeq names its product signal induced proliferation associated 1 like 2 (gene SIPA1L2). Gene Ontology annotation, biological process: activation of GTPase activity; regulation of small GTPase mediated signal transduction. The record is from RefSeq and is a predicted model, not a curated record. Gene Ontology annotation, molecular function: GTPase activator activity; protein binding. NCBI's taxonomy places the organism in Eukaryota, Metazoa, Chordata, Aves, Coliiformes, Coliidae. Gene Ontology annotation, cellular component: cytoplasm. The transcript is spliced from 22 exons. The coding region runs from base 647 to 5746 and encodes 1699 amino acids.